CGUAGCCCCGCCCGCGCGUCACACCCUCCCUCCGCCUGACGUCACAGCGGCCGCGCCCCCGCCGCGGAGGCCACGCCCACGCCGUCACAGAGACCCCGCCCUUCCUCGCCGCGCCGGGCGGACCCGCUGACCCGGCGGCUACUCGCCGGCGGCCUGGGCUGGCCCGGGCCGCGGCGCCCCGCGCCUCGCAGCCCCCGGGGGCCGAUCAGCUGUGAUGCUUCGAUCGCUGUGCCCAGAAGAGGACUCUGCUACCAAAGUCAUCGUUUCCAGCUAGAUGCACCCGAACCGGCCGGCUGCCAUGGAAACGGGCUGCGCGGCGGAGCCUGCCUGGACCAGGUCGCAGUCGGUGCUCUGCGGGCAGCAGGAGGGAAGCGACCAGCGGCGGGAGGAGCACGGGGACCGGCUGCCCGAGGCGGGCAAUGCCUCCAUCGCGGCUGCGGAGCCGCAGCAGCCUCAGCCGCCCCCCGGCAAGCUGAAGAAAACAGCUUUCAAACUGUUCGGAGGGAAGAGGAGCAUCUGUACGCUGCCCAGUUUCUUUGGAGGCAGAAGCAAAGGCCAAGGGAAAGCAGCCUCUAAAAAGGGCCUCAGUAAAUGUAAGACCCACGAUGGGCUCAGCAGCGCUGGAUACGACAAGGGCGGGGGGGAGCAGCCGGAAAGCCCUUUGGAGGGCAGCGGGGACUCGCAUCUGUGCCCUUUGCCGAGCUCCCAAAGCGCUCACUUGGCCGUAGGCGCCAGCGCCAGGUUUGAUUUCGGCCAGCAGGACAGCUCUCCACCCGGGAGUAUCGAGGGCUGUGAGAAAAAGCCCAACGGAGAUAAGUCCUCCUUUCCCAGACCCAAAAAAGGCCUGAAAGGGUUUUUUAACAGCAUCCGGCGUCACCGGAAAAGCAAGGUUACUGAGUGUGAGAAAGCAGAGCUCCCAGAGUGGGCUGGGGAUUCGGAGGAGGCCGGCAAAGCUCCUGGCGUGGGAGCGGAGAGCCGAGGGGCCGCGGAGGGAGCGGGACCGGGAGCUGUCCCGCUUGCCGCGGCCCGUGCCGGGGGCUCGGAGGAUGACCGCUCGGCAGGCACAGCUGCCGACGGUGGCGAGGCUGCCGAGCCCGGCUGUCUCGUGGCUGAUGAAGGCAGCUCUGAGGGCGACGCGGUGGAGAUGCCGGGGAAGAGGGACGUUCUGGAUACGAAAUCAGAGGCCGACACCGUUGACUGCGCAGAGUUUGACUACAACAAUCUCCUGUUGGCCUUUCAUCCGGACCUCGUGGAGAGUGACCCUCCCUGCCUCCACUCCGGGGACCUGCUGAGCCUCAUCUUGGGAGACGUCACAUCCCUGAAGAGCUUCGAUUCCCUGACGGGGUGCGGAGAUGACAUUGCUGAGCCCGACAUUGCUGAGAGCACCAUCUCUGUGGAGCGCAGCAGGGAUGCUGCUAAACGGAGCUCCUGCCUGGUCACCUACCAGGGCGGUGGGGAGGAGAUGGCCAUACCCGAGGAGGCGGAGGAGUACCUCCACCAGAUAUGGAACAGCAACACGGCAGGGGACAGGAGCUACGGAGCCCAGGUGUCGAGUAGCAGUUUGGAGACACACGCCUCGCACGAGGCGGAAGCCCACCCCUACAUGGGGGACGCUAUGGACGGCGUUGACCUCCUGACGCCGCAGAGCGACCAGCAAGAGUCCGCCCCUAAUAGCGAUGAGGGUUAUUACGACUCCACCACGCCGGGGCCGGAGGAUGAAGCUGGAGAUGGGCUCGGCGAGAUCAAGAAGGACCGUCUUCCCAGAGACAGUUACAGCGGUGAUGCACUUUAUGAGUUUUACGAGCCCGAUGAUGCGCUGAUGAGUCCCUCUCACGGGGAAGAAUCCCUGUUUGAGAGCAAAGUCUCUCACCAGGGCAUCUUCAGCUACUUCUUGGACAUCUGCCCCGCUGCUGAGAAGAGCCUGAACCAGGUGAUGGAUCAGAAAAGAGGGGUGAUGGAAACGGAAGAAGAGCGGCUAGCGGCCAUUCAGAAGGAGCUGCUGUACUGGGAGCUGCAGAGGGAACCGGUCUUGAAACGACUUGAUGCUCCCAGCAAGGAAAAGUGUCCCCGGGAAAAGCAAUGCGUUGAAUGUAAAACUAGAGCAGCCAACUCGAUUGGCAAGAACCAGAGUGGCCUUGGGAGUGAGCAGGUGGCCUCGCACGCCCCAAACAGGGGUGUGAAUGGUGGGGUUUUGGUGGCUAGAGCUGAAAAUCCAGAGUGGAGGGAUUUUCCAGGGACUCUGCAUCCAGAGAACUGUUACAACAGCCAAAAAGCCCAAGGAAGUUGCCUUAUUCAGCUCACAAAGAACAACCCGGGGUUCGAUUCGGACCCGGAUUGUGGGUUGUUCGGGGGUUCCAUCCACGGCAGCGUAGCUCCAGCCAAAGCAGGGAUGUUCCCCGGCUACAGACUCCCAGAGCUCGAACGUGGUAGUGGGGCAGAGACCACCACCGGCAAGCCCCAGGUGGGCAGCGAACACGAGCCCGAGCAUGCCGUGAGCUUCUCACAGGCACUGGUGGAGUUUGCCAGCAGCGGGACCCUCUUCUCCAGCCUCUCCGAAAGUCUGGGGAGCUCUGCCUCUGGCUCUUCCUUCACCCAGAACCUCCCUGCCCUCCCCACCAUGGUCACCUUCGAUGUGGUCGACGUGGAGCAGGAAGGAGAAGGGGAGUGCGAGCAGCAUCCCGAGAUGAACGCCGGUGAGGAUAUUGCUGAGGCCUUUGACGACGGCUACGGACGGAAAGAGUCGUUAGCUGAAUGUGAUGAGAGAAUGUCCCCAGGGUACCCCCUGGGCUCCUUCCAGAGCUGCAACUGGGGUGUUGCCAGCCUGCCCCGCCACCUGCGCCUCCACGGGCUGAGCCCCUCCAUGCCAGCACCGCUCUCCGUCAACCGGAGGAGCCGGUCACUUGACACGGAGAGCCUGGAGUUUGAGCUUGCCGACUCGCAGGUUGCCAAGAGCGGCCCUCAGCCGUGCCGGCUCUGGUCGAAGCGAGAGGGUGGCAAAAAGGACUCGGGCGGAGCGAGGAGGAGCAGGAGCAAGGAGGAGGGUGAGCUGGCAGCUCCCGAUGGCGGGUUGAGCUGGCUGGGCUUGCAGCACCUCCAGCACGACGCCGACAGGGCUCCCGGGGGGAUGAAGCACUGGGGUUUUGCUCCGGCCGCCGCCAUGGAGAGCGCCUGGGAGCCAUCGGGGCAGCCGGGCACCGUGUCCCCUUUCCUGGCUCUUUCCCGGAGCGUCGCUGGAGAGACCCCGGACAGGCGGCCCCAGGAGCCGGAGCUGAACAGGCACCCGCUCAGGCCCUCCAAUUUACCUCUGCAGACCGACACGAGGCGGUCCCGGGAGGCGGCUGGUUCCUACAGGUACCACGGGGAAGUCACCGCCAAAAAGCUGGCGCGCUUGUUACCCGUGGGAGAAACGGAGCCCGAGCUCCCCCCGGGCUUUAGUUUCGCUUGCUCCCCGGAGAAACGGGCCAAGUGCAAACCCGUCGGCAUCGCCCAGGGCGUGCCGCAGCAUCCCAACGACAGCACCGACACCGUGAAAAGCCCGGAGCGCUGCGGGGAGCCCCUGAAAGGCAGAGCCACCCCCGGCCACGCGCUGCCUGCCGCCUGCCGGAGCACCGCGGUGAACGUCGCCGAAGCUGAAUAGCUGCUCCGGGGAGGGCGCGAAAAGGGUUGCAAAGUGCAGGGAGGGAGAAAAUACGUGUUAGCGAGCGAUUUAUGAAUGACUUUAAUUUAGGCCUGGGCUGAUAAGGACGAGCUCCUCUCCCGCAGCCAUGGUACGUGGUCUCACCGCUGCGGAUGCUCUGGUGGGGCUCGGAGCUGCCUCCGGGAUUCGUACGGUAACGCUGAGGCACUUUCUUGUUUUCCACCACGAGCCACCAUGCUCUCGAACGCCAAGUGCCGCGGCAGCCCCCCGCGCGCGCUCACGUUGCUGCUAGAGUAAAAGCUGGGACCGGACCCAUCGCUAGCGUGGCAGGUUUGGGUUUUUUCCUGCAGGAUUGGAGUUGGGGGCGCAAGCCUUGGGGAAACUUGGGAGAAACCGGGUUUUUUUCUUCCUCUUGGUGAAAUGUUUUGGUUCAGACUCACUUUGAAUGUCUUCCGUCUCGGUCUCGAUUUGGGGAGGCUGGGAGGAAAGGUGCCGGUUAUUUCCAGAGCGAUGACAGGAGGCGAGUCAGCUGAAAGGGGAACUUCACAGUAACAUCUUUAUUUAUGUUUUUUAUUUUUUUUCCCUUGCCCCAAAGGAGAGCAGGAGCUUCUGCGUGUGUGCCAAUAACGCUUUCAAGGUCUAGUUUCAAUUUGCUCAAAGAUACCGCGCUCAGAGGGAUGCGCUGUCGAUGGCCUCCCUUUUGAGGGCAAAGUGUCCGUCCCUUUGUCGUGGUCUGUCCUCACGGUGCGUGAUUCCUGGUUGAAACCCUUCCCGAGCUUUGUCCCACGCUCCUCGUCUCUCCCGGGCUCUGGGCACAUGGACAAGGUCUUUGAAAUAAGCUAAAUUUGCAUCGUGCCUGUAGCUGUGAGGUUGCAGGUGCCAUUAUUUUCUUCAAAAGGAAGUUUUGUGCAUUGUUUUGGUUUUGGGGUUUUUUUUUUUUUCCUAAUUAUUUUACAGUUGUUUUCUUUGCAUAAACGAAGAAAGUAUUCUGUUAAUUGGAAUACAGGAUGUAACGCAGCCUAAAUUAGGCUUCAUGACUUCUUCCUCCUAACUGGAGGGAACAAAAAAGCUGGAGGUUGCUGCAGGUUUUGGAUUUCUUUUUCCUCUUUGAAGGAGCGUGGAGGAGGGACACGAGCUGAGGAGACAGACUUUGUCUGAGGAGGUCGUACAUUGAUGGGAACAUCGAUUUCAGGCCAUUGGUCCGUGUGGCUCCUCCCUUGUCCUCAAACACGCUUGUCUCUAAAUGAAACCUCCCUGUCUUACGAAGCUUCUUCCUUCUUCUGUCCAAGCUCUGUAUUCUGGUCUUAAUUCAGUAACCGAUGAUGAUUUUUGUCCCUCCCCCAGCCCCUGAGUUGCCCUUUUUCCGCUUCUUUGCGGCAGAGUUUGUAGCAUUAAAACGAAAUAAUCACGAACUGGAAAUACCAGAGUUUUCUCCCAGCUCCGGGGCGAUGUGCGGGGCGAGGGGCGGCUCUGCCCGGCCCUCACCCACUUCUGCUGCCGCGGCGAGCGACCGCCCUGCCGCUCGCCACCCGCGGCCCCGGACGGAUGUGGCUCCGGUUGGAAACGCCAGCAGCUCCCGGCAUCGCUCUGUUUAAGGCACGAGGAACUGUUUGGGGUUUGGUUGUUUUUUCCUUCCCCCCCCGCUCCAAGCAAAAUGAGGCCCUAUAUUUCUUUUUGAGAAGAGACUCCGUACUGCCCUGUCCUUGUAUACCUGUGAUGGAGCGGGGAAGGGUGAAGCCAGGCUUUGCUUUCCCACGGUUCGACUUAUUUAUAUGGUAUUUUUUUCUUUCCUGUACAGGCUGCUGAGGCUGGAGCAGACCCAUCUGUGUAUCCAUGGGCUUAAAUCUUAAUUUUUCAGUAUUUUCCUGCCAGCGCAGCUGCAGGGAGUUACCGCCCGAACCUGCCGUGCCACGUUUUUUCCUCCCGUCCCUCCACGCGACCGGAGAGGGUUUCGUGGGACAAACCCGACCCCUGACGCCGCAUCCCCCGCGUGCAGGGGAGAGCGCGGGCGGCCAGCGAAAGGCCCCCUCGCCUCCGAGGUUGUAAGCGCAGCCUCCCCUCGCUGGCUGGAACAGGCUCCCCUCUUGCUCGGAGCAAGGACAGGGUCGGGCCGAGGCCCUGCACGUCUCCCCGCCACUCGGAUUAAAAACCACAAGCAAAUUCUGCUUUUUUUUUUUUAAUUCCUAUUUUAUUUUAGCGUGUCACCAAAGGCAUCUCGCGGGUCGGGGGGGGGGGUUGUGUAGUGUUUCGUUUAGACAUGGCGCGGCCUUUGCCAAAGUCUUGGUGAGGUGUGGAAGUGUCUCGGUGCUAAAAUGAAUGUUCAGUUGCAAGUGCAUGUCUCUAGGAAUAAUUCUUUUGGUUGUAGGUACGUAAAAGCUCAGCGAAAACAGCUUCUAGGCUCGAUGAGUGAAAGCAAUACAGCCAAGACUUGAUAAUCUGACUUUAUACCAAAGCUUUCUCUUCUUCAUUUGAUGUGAACUAAAUGAAGCAAAUAUCUGUUGAUUUAAAAUGACUUUCCUAAAAGCAUUUUUGGAGCUAAUUUCCUGGAUUAUCGGCAUAUUCUGCCCCAUUAACCCAAAGAAAUAAGAAUUUUCAGUGCGUAACCCAGCCUGUAAAUUAUCGCUGCUGUAGAGAGAUUGGAUUUCUCUGCCUAAUGUGCUGCUCUUCCUAAAAUACCCGUCUGCCCCGGGACAAAUAGGAACAGAUAUUCUGGUCUUGAUCUGGAUCAAGCUGUUAGUCACAUACUGCCUUCCUUACCCGAGGAACUCAAAUUUGAGAGGGGUAAUUGAGGCUUUUUACGAAAAAGGGCUUCCGAACCAGAAAUAAGUCAUAAAAGUCAGGAAUAGCAGCUUGUCUUGCCAAGAGAUUAAGGGAAAACUCCCCUCGAGGCUGUCGCCUGAAUGCGUCCCUUCCAGGGAAGGCCUUGCCUCAAAGUGAUGAAUUGUGGCGGUUAACUUGUGCCCAAACCGCUGACGUUCGGGUCAGCCUACCAAGUAAUUCUGUAUUGCAUUCUGGGGACUUUGGGGUUUGUUUUUGUUUUUAUACACGCAAGAAAACGGUCGUUUUUUAUCUAUUUUUGUAUAGUUUCGCAUUUUAUAUUCACGGGGAAAUUUUACGGGCUGUUCUUUUACUCGUGUGCGUUGUCUUUUGAAGUGGUGUGGUUUCCUGUUCCGAUGGAGAAAAGGCAAUGCGAGGAAACCGCCUCGCUCCUCGUGUCCUGCCGUGACGCGCUGCUCCACUUCAUACCCGGGGCCAGCUCUGAAACCCAGCAGCCGGUCCCUUGCGCGCUCCCUCUCUUCACACACGCCGCUGAGACGUCUCGGUUUUGAUACUCUCUGUCACACUCGUUAACUGCUCUUUCUUUUUUUAAAGUUUUGUUUUUAAGCUGAAUUUGUGGACUUCGGUGAUUUCUCCCUGGAAGUACCGUCGACCGGCUUUGGACUAGAAAGCCGCGCGUUUCGCUUGGGGCUUUCCCUUCCGUGUGCUUAAAUUAUUUUAUCCAAACCUGGGGCUUUUCUUAAAUCCCCAGGCAGGAGAUGCUGUGGGUUGGUGCGUGGCGAUGCUCCUGAAACCGGUGACGCUCCUCCUCUCCCCUUGGUGCUCCCGGCUGGGCGGGGAGCUGGGCUUUCCCCCUUGCGCGGGCAGCAUCGCCUGCUCCGCCUCGGAGGGCUGCUCCUUAAAUAAUCCCGGGGUCUGCAUGGGAUUAGCGGGGCUUCCCACCUCUCCUCCUCUCGUGCCGCCUGCAUUGCCAGCAUCAGUAAAGCAUCUUCCUGGAAUAAUACUGCCUUGAAUUUUGGGAUCAGAAAUGCAAGGAGGGCCUCUGGUAAGCCAAGACCUAACACUAGUUAACGCGGCUCCUUCUUGCUUUUGUUUUUUAUUUAGUUGAAUGAAUAUGCUGCUUUGUUUGCUUGACUCUGUAGGAGUUGUGCCCCUGCAGAGUCUGCAGCCCUGCACGGGGUGUAAGGGCUGAAAUAACUUCUCUGCGGAAGGCCAUGGUGAUUAAUUGAGCAGACAAGAACAAUGUCAAACAGUGACGUGCACAAGGAAAAUGAAAUGCUGAAAAGCGAAAAGAUUACAGCCGAAAGCAAACUUUUUUCCCCUUCUCCCCCCCUCCCCCUCCCCCCAAUGACAGCAGAGAUGGCGAUUGCCACUGAGACAUUUGGCUCUGCAUAGAUUUUUAUGUCUUUUAAUUAAAUAGCUCUUCGCCUAAUGGUGCUUUUUAGUUUUUUUUACUACAAGGGUUUGCUCGGGCACGGGCGCUGGACGGGCAGGUCGCUCAGCAAACAUUCCUGGGGCGCUCGGACCCGCGCCGCCUUUCACAUUCCCUCUGCCCCUUAACUUCGCGGCUCCCUCCUCUCCAGCCGGGGCUACCUCCUCGUCUCGCCGCGAUUGAGGCAUCCGAGAAGCUACGCUUGGGUGAAGCAAUUAAAAUAUUAGAAAAGGCUCUCAGUUCUAAAGAAAAAAACAAAUAAUAAUUAGCCCUUGUCCCAGGUCGCCCCGUGCUUCCCCUCCGCCGUCCCGCGGCGGGCAGGCUGCCGAGCUGCCCUGCAGGCGCCCUGGGGGCGGGGGCGGCUCCUCCCGGGUGACUGACUCGUCCGAAUUUUGGGGUUUGGGGUUUUUUUUUUUUUUUUUAUUUUAUUUUUCUGGUCUCAUUGCUACUAGUCCUUUAAACUUUUUAAUGUAUUGAUUGUGUUUUAAAAUGAAUGUUCCUUUCACUGAAUUCUAAUGAAUAAACCAGAUUUUUAGAGAACAUUGCA
Phalacrocorax carbo (great cormorant) is the source of this 8394-nucleotide messenger RNA. The record is from RefSeq and is a predicted model, not a curated record. Lineage: Eukaryota; Metazoa; Chordata; Aves; Suliformes; Phalacrocoracidae.